AUUCGAGUUGAGUCGAGCGGUCAACAUUGAACGGGUGAAAAGCUGAGCUAGUGUUUUUUGUGCAACACUUAAACGUCAUCAAACGCAACAGGGCUUGUUGAGUGUUUGUUUUAGUAGAUCGUCUACGCUGUUAAAAUAUCGUUAAAAUAUUACCAAUAAGCAACAGACAUUUGGCCCGGUGCUGAAAAUGAAUAACAACAUCAACGGCACCGUCGAUGGGCACAGUACGGUGGAGUAUACGUCAUUAGAUGCAUCCGUGAAGGAGCUGAUCGAGGCGGCGAUCAAAGUCCGUAACAACGCCUACUGCCCCUACAGCAACUUUCCAGUGGGCGCGGCCUUGCGAACCGUUUCCGGGGAAAUCAUAACCGGAUGCAACGUGGAGAAUGGCACCUUCGGUCCCAGCGUUUGUGCCGAACGGACGGCAGUUUGCAAAGCUAUCAGUGAGGGCCAUCGUGAGUUUACAGCCGUAGCUGUUGCCGCUUUCCAAGAAUCGGAAUUUACAGCCCCAUGCGGCACCUGUCGCCAAACACUGGCCGAAUUCAGUGCCAAAGAUGUCCCAAUUUAUCUAGUCAAACCAUCACCCGUACGGGUGAUGAUAACAUCACUGUUUAAGCUGUUGCCCCACGCCUUUUCGCCCACCUUUCUGAACGCCAAGUAAUGCACGCGAAUGGUUUGAACAUACCGUAAAAAUCCGUUCCAGCACUUAAUGGGGGCGUGGUGUGUGUUCGCUGGCGAUAACUAAUCUCAGGAUGUAGAUGGCUUGUGUCACCAAAGUUUUUUUACCAUAAAGUUUUCUUCUGCAGCACAAUUCUAAACCAAGUAAAAUGAUAAUCCUUUUUUACGGUUCCCCUUACGAAGGUCGCAUUUGGCGCUUUAUUGCAUCACUCCAAUAGCGCUUUAUCUGUGACGUCACGCUCCUUCAAAAACUUUAGCUGAUCGAGGUAUUCGGUGUAAAUGCGUUGCCACUUUGUUUGCAUUUUCAAGUGGUUCAGAACGUCCUCCAUGAACACAUGUUUCGAAAUGCCGAGCACGGACGGGUCAGUGUCGUCGCUCAUUCGUGCGUCCAAGCUCUGCGUAGCUCCCAGCAACUCGUCCAGUACCUGUCGAAUCUUGUCUUCGCUGCCGUUGAGCGCUAAUUGGAAACCCAACAUCGAGUACCAGUACUUUAGCUCCACGGGCGAGCUUAUCAUUUCACAUAUCUUGAUUUGAUUUUCAAUAAAUGAAAUCGCUGCUGGUGUUUGCCACGUUGCUGAGUGCCUGCAAUAAGCAUCGAGGGAGUAUGGGUUAUGUUCGAAUUCGAGGACCGCAGUGCGAGUUUGAUAAGUAAACAUACAAUUCGGCAAAACUGUUUGUCUUCGGUCCCGAAAAGUUGCCGUACGAUUGUAUCGUCGACAGUGGGUACACCUUCAUGUUUCGCACGGGGGUGUUUGCCUUGUUACCGAUCAAUCCGUGGCGCAUGAUCGGAUCGGAAGAGUUGAUCAACAUCCAGCUCUCAAGCUUACGACAGUAACAGUACGAUGAUCCGUUGGCAAGC
Molecule: messenger RNA, 1534 nt
Organism: Anopheles bellator
Lineage: Eukaryota; Metazoa; Arthropoda; Insecta; Diptera; Culicidae
Product: cytidine deaminase-like
Exons: 3
Coding region: 188-658 (156 amino acids)
Cellular component (GO): cytosol
Molecular function (GO): zinc ion binding; cytidine deaminase activity
Source: RefSeq, a predicted model, not a curated record